Messenger RNA from Pocillopora meandrina, 930 nucleotides. NCBI's taxonomy places the organism in Eukaryota, Metazoa, Cnidaria, Anthozoa, Scleractinia, Pocilloporidae. The record is from the annotation of a GenBank genome assembly.
AUGCGAAGAUUCAAGAGAAAACUCAAGCUGAUCAUUUUAAUCUGUGUAUCUUUUGUGAUUUACAUCAAUUUCUUCUUGGAUCCAGUGUAUUUGCAAUCGAUCCAUCGAUACGCCUUCGGACAUGAAAUUUUACGAGGAGAUGUUGUGAACAAGCAAGGGGAACGCUCGAGGAGCAGACUUUGCAAAGAGAAACUAUCAUUCCCUGGCGAAAUGUGUCCAAAACCUUAUACAGAGAUUUCCUCCUGUGAUCUAAAUAAGGAUAGAUUUUCCUGUCCUGACAUCCGACGUAAAGGAAACACUACGCUGCGACAGGCCCAACUUGUAGUCACAAGGAUGUUGCGAGUAUUCGAUCUCAUUUCGCGCAAGCACAACAUACCAUACUGGUUGCGAUCCGGAUCCCUCAUAGGAGCCAUAAGGCACAACGGGUUUAUUCCAUGGGAUGAUGAUAUUGAUAUUGAGAUACCACUCAUGUAUUACAUCGACUUCUUUGAAAAAUUCUCCAGAGAACUACCAGAUGAUAUGUUCUUCCAAACAUCCGAGACAGACUCAAAGUAUCAUCGGCCGAAGAGUAUUUUUAACAUUAAGUCGGUCAGUGAUACACGGGUGGGAGUUUACCGUGGCAAUUGGCGCCCCAAAGUCAGAGAUCGAUCCAGCUGCUACAAAUAUUGCCUUAAGAAAGGAUGCGAUUGGCACGACGGUUUGCAGCUCGAUAUCUUCGUAACCGAUUCAAUUCCUUGGGGUAUAUUUCCCUUAAGGGAAAUGACCUUUGAGGGAUUCAACGUUCUUGUUCCAAACAGAUGGAAAAGUGUGAUCGCUGACGAGUACCCACAGUUUAUGGACUUACCUAGAAAAGGAUUCAGACUCCCGAAAAAUAUAGAUAUUGAUCCCCUACACAGCUGCGAGGAGGUGUCAAAGAAGACGGAAGUGUAA